Botrytis deweyae is the source of this 837-nucleotide messenger RNA. RefSeq lists its product as uncharacterized. The record is from RefSeq and is a predicted model, not a curated record. Lineage: Eukaryota; Fungi; Ascomycota; Leotiomycetes; Helotiales; Sclerotiniaceae. The transcript has 2 exons. Bases 1 to 837 code for a protein of 278 amino acids.
AUGGAGAUGACACAAUCUCAUAGAUUUCCUUACCAUUGUUGCAAAUACAAUCAAAAUUUACGGCGGAUCGACCAAGUGUCUCCAAAUUCUAUAUAUCCUCAAGAUCGACAAGAAGACAUCAAUAAAGAAGAGCCAAUAUCACAAUUUAUCUUUCCGAGAACAACUUGCGAAUAUAAAUUUCAUUCCGAUGAUGAGCUGGUCCCAUCCUUUGAUAUUGUAGGCUCUACGAAUCAUUGUUGCAGGAAUAGAUGUUCCAAUGCCGAAACGAGUGACUACAAUGAUUUUAACAUUGAACAAGUCCAAGCAUCAAUAUCGAGAUCUUUCCCAGGAAUGAUCAACAUGCAGACAAAUCUCGAUGAUAGACCCAACUUCGUGGACUUUGAGCUUUUUGAUUCCCAAUGCGAGCAAUGCGAGACACUUCAUGACAUCUGGCCCGAUCCUUACAUCUCGAUUGACAGCUCGCAGCUUCAUCUUAAUCAUUGCCAGAGCUGCAAAAGCUUCGAUACAUCUGAUACACCAAGAAGUUCUGGAAUCAGCUUAUACCACGAAGACUUUUGUUCACCUCCUCCAAACUCUGUUACUAGCUCUUGGAGUAUGAGCAAUGAACCCAUUAUUUCGCUUCCCACGGUUUAUUCAGGAGACUAUCUCGAAGUUUCGAAUUCUGGGUUCGUAGUCGGUGUUGGUGAGUGGACGUGUGGAACGAUGGUCGAGUCGAAUGAUCUAGAAAAUGAAUCGAAGAUUCUUCGAAACUCAGACAGCAAUAUCACCUCUAGAACUAAUAAAGCAAUCGAAGAAACACUAGAUUCUUUCGAGCUUAUUUUCUACGGUGUCGAAUGA